Aedes albopictus (Asian tiger mosquito) is the source of this 3349-nucleotide messenger RNA. Its product is annotated as LIM/homeobox protein Lhx9-like. NCBI's taxonomy places the organism in Eukaryota, Metazoa, Arthropoda, Insecta, Diptera, Culicidae. The record is from RefSeq and is a predicted model, not a curated record. Gene Ontology annotation, biological process: neuron differentiation; regulation of transcription by RNA polymerase II. Gene Ontology annotation, cellular component: nucleus. The transcript is spliced from 7 exons. Gene Ontology annotation, molecular function: RNA polymerase II transcription regulatory region sequence-specific DNA binding; DNA-binding transcription factor activity, RNA polymerase II-specific. The coding region runs from base 1592 to 2707 and encodes 371 amino acids.
CAACCCACCCACACCCAACAGGGGUUUCGUCUCUGUUUUCCAUCGCGGCGGUGCGGUACCCUUGUUGCGUUCUAUUGGGGGUGGCGGAAACGGGCGGCGCGGGAGUUCUCUCUUUCUCACUCGCCAGCAACCGGGAGUCUAGGGAAAACUGGCACUGGCUUUGUUCGGAGGCUUCUCUCCCAUCGUCAUCGUCGGGCCCAGAGUGAGUGCCUCUACUCACUGCAAACACGCGCCCGCCAGCAAGCCCUGCCUGGGGUCGGGGUCGGGUCGGGGAAGUUUGAAUAUGGUGAUGAUAAAAAAAAUAUAUUUGAGGAUGUAUGAAAUAGUUGAGAUUUUGCCUUCGGUUUGUCUGCAUUUUUUGUGUGUUUGGCGAGGGAGCGUGAUCGUAGGAAAAAAAAACUCACGUACAAAGUUGUCUCACCGCAGCAGCAGUACGGAAGUCACAUUGUCACAAGUUACGGGUUUUCGGUCGACGUCCCGUGUCUCAGCCAUAGUCCGCUGGCGACGUUGUUCGGUUCGAGUUUCGCCGUCCGUCCGGUUUUGGUUGACGUCCGGUUCCGCGUGGUUCCGUUACUCGUUUGGGUGCCGGGCUCGCUCAGUGUCUAGUGAAAGUGCUCAUUUUGGCAACACAGCGGUCCUCGUGCUGCUGAGGGAGGUGCCUCGCGAGUGAUAAUUAAAUUACCUCACGCGGCAGCACGCUUUUCAAAAGCUGGUGUGUGUCUUGACCUACAUUUUCCCUCUCCGAGGACCCAAGGGAGCAAACCAAAGCCCAACACAGUCAAGCAGAAGGAUUAGAGACAAAACGAGGCCCCUCUUCUGGGCUGGCUGUGGCUGACUGUCGUCGUCGGCGCCGUCGUUGUCGUCGUAGAGGAUACUAAUUACACGACCACAAUCAACAGCAGUUAUUCGCCACCCCCACCCUCCUGCAGCCUCCCCAUCAUACCACCUUUAGACGAGGAGGUCUCCAUUCGACAACGAGUGCAAUUCGCAACGGGUCGCGUUUCGGCGACUGGAGAAGCAAGGAGUUCUUCGGUCGAAUGGCUGCGACGACGGCGGCCAGGUGAAGAUGUGAUGCGCACACCAUGUUUACGCCAUCACCCGUGUUCCCGUGGCUCUGCAACGAUACUAACCGCAACGGUAUCCAAGAACUGUCAUCACCAUCAUCAUCCUCAUCCUGCUCUUCAUCGCCCGGUAGCUACGGACCGACAUCGUUGACAUUGCCGGUCACCUCCUCCAGCGGAAGCCGCCGACUGCUUCGUACAUUCCGCCGACAGCGACUACGACGAAGGUCCAACUUACGGCUAUCGUGACCGCCGUAGAAAACAAAAAAAAAUACAGAAACAGAAGCCCACAAUCUUCCGCAUGUUUGUGGUGGAUCUUCGCGACCGACCAACAUCAAUCAUCCGAUAAUUAAUUGACACAGUUUUAGCCCCGGGGGUAAUUUAUGGUUCGCCUUUGAACACCCCGUGUGGACCAUACGCAGCGACGCAACAACGGUUGCGCGCCCCGUGAAUCGAGAGCCACAUACCGACGAACCUCACCCGACUAAGGCGAAAACUACAGCAACAGCAGCAAACGAGCCGAGAAGAAAAUGCUAAAGGAUCUCAUUGCGGCCGAAACGGUGACACCUGAAAAAUGUGCCGGAUGUGGGAUAUCCAUAAGAGAUCGAUAUUACCUGCUGGUAGCUGACCGGGCGUGGCACAAUCAGUGUUUACGCUGUUGCAAGUGCCUCGCCAACCUAGAAACGGAACUGAGCUGUUACGCCCGCGAAGGCCACAUCUACUGCAAGGAUGAUUACUACCGCCAUUUUUCCUCCCGACGGUGUGCCCGCUGCGGGUCUGGAAUCAGUGCAUCCGAGCUGGUGAUGCGAGCAAAGGAUCUGAUAUUCCACGUGAACUGCUUCUCCUGUGCGAUAUGCGGUCAGCUCCUGCGAGGAGGUGACACCGCCGGAAUCCGGGACGGUCGCAUCUUCUGCGGAGAACACUACGACACCGAUGUGCUCAGUGAACCAGAAACAAUUUCACCACAGUUUUAUCCCGGUGGACAUCAGCCCCUGCAACCGCACCAACAGCAACAGCAGCAGCCCCAGCAGCCAUCACAGAAGGGACGACCUCGGAAGCGAAAGCCAACGCCGCAGCUGCUAGAUCCCCAGAUGCAGCAGCAGCAACAACAAAAUCAACCACCUCCGACGCAUGAACCAAUGGAUGCCGGUACGCCACUGCGGUUAGACCUACUGCACAAAGAGAUGAGCGUAAGCAGCCUGGAUCUUUCCUCCUACGAUGGAAGCCAAUCGCCCGGCUCCGGAGGAACCCUCACACCCAACUGCCGUACCAAAAGGAUGCGUACGUCCUUCAAGCACCACCAGCUCCGGACGAUGAAAUCUUACUUCGCGAUCAACCAAAAUCCCGAUGCCAAAGAUCUGAAGCAGCUAGCUCAGAAGACAGGACUGUCCAAAAGGGUUCUCCAGGUCUGGUUCCAGAACGCCCGCGCCAAGUGGCGACGAAACGUGAUGCGCCAGGAUGGCGGUCUCGUGAAUCCAGGUCAACCGCUCGGAGGUCUGCCAUCGAUAACGACCGCCAGUUUGCACCACCAUCACCAUCACCUCACCAGUGCCAAUCCGAGCAACAACAACAGCAGCGACGGAGACAUGUCCUCCAGCCAAGCCCUGGAGGAGAUGCACAAUAUGACCUUCGCCGAACUGUACUGACACAAUUUGAUGAUCAAGAAUAUGAUCCUAUCCAAUGUGAUCAAGCUGUCGCAGCAUCAAGCUCCACCGCCAACGACGACUCCAUCGGUACCACGACCGCCUCAAGAUCCGCAGCCAUCGCAACUGAUCGUUCCACGACAUGCUGCUGUAGAUUCGAGGGUGGAUCUGAACGCCAACAACUCGUCGGACCCGGUGGCGGCGGCGGCAGCGCUCGGGACAGAUGAUUGCGGCGAAGAAAUGACACCCAGCUGGAGCAGUAUUUAUUCCGAAACCAAUCAUUAGAGGCAGAAGGGUUUAAUGUAUUAUAAAACAAGUGCAAAAGUGAGGCUCGGGCUGGUGCAAUAGAAUUAACAGGUGAUUAACAUCGACACUAAUUACACGCUAGUUUUCACGUCUAGUUAACGACGGCGACGGGAGGAGAGCCAGUAACGGCCGGUGUUGUAUCAGAGACACAAAUCAGAGGGCCGACAGGGCACUUUAGCGACAAAAUGUCUGUCAGUCACGCGAAUUCCAGCAUACAAAGUAGUGCACGCGGUUUUAGCAAUGUAGUAUAAUUGAAAACACGGUAUGCUGGCACACUGAGGUAAAAGAGAGGACGUUGUCGUUUGUUUUGAUGGUUUGCUGCUAAUCGGAACAUAAUGU